Messenger RNA from Tetranychus urticae (two-spotted spider mite), 1326 nucleotides. RefSeq lists its product as uncharacterized. Lineage: Eukaryota; Metazoa; Arthropoda; Arachnida; Trombidiformes; Tetranychidae. The record is from RefSeq and is a predicted model, not a curated record.
AAUGAAUGCAAAGAAAAUUUGGAAGGAGAAACUUUUUUUUCAAGAGACCACUUAAUAUGAACGAGAAGUGGUUCCACCAGUGUUGAACAAGAAACUUCAUCAUUCAUUAUUAACAGUAUUAUUUCACAUUUUGCUUUUCAAUAGAUAAAAUUACAGACUCAGCUAAUAAAGAGAUUAUCAAUCAACUUUUUGCUCGUCAAUUUCAACUCUUUUUUUCCUUCUUUUCCUUGCAUUUCAACUUCAAAACUUGCUGCUCAUUUUCAAGUGAAAACCUUCUUACCUUUUUUUGUCUCAGAUUUACUUCAACCUUUUUUGCUCAUUUUCCAAACUUCAAAGUUUUCUGCUCAUCUUUUCUCCCCAUUUAUUCAUUCACUUUCAACACUUGGAAUCUUCAUUUUGUAACCAUCAUUUUCAACUUAUCAUCAUCACCAUCAACAAUAUUGUCAUCUUUAUCAUCACCUCUUCAAGACUAAACUUUGAUUUUUUACUUGUAAAGAGGCAACAAAAUUACUCUUCACAUCUGGUUAUCUGAAAAGGUUGAAAUUCAUUUAGAUCAACUUCAUGGAGAAUAUUUUCCACCACAUAAUCAAUUCUUUCUUCUUAUUAACCUGUCUACAGGUGGUCAAAUCGUUACGGAUAUCCGAAUUUAUUGUUCCAAGAAAUGCCUUCGAAGGAUCUGAUGCUCGUAUUAUAUGCUCAUAUGAUCUUGAAGGUUACCCUUUAUACACACUUAAAUGGUAUCGAAAUGAAGAGGAGUUUUUCCGCUACGAACCAAAAGCAAAGGAGCCUUACAUGUAUCUGCCCGUUAAAGGCAUAAAAAUAAAUAGAAAGCGAUCCAAUUCAACUCACAUAUUAUUAUCCAAUGUAAAUAAAUUUACCGAAGGUUCUUUUGCCUGUGAAGUUUCAACGGACAUUCAAUUUCAAACUCUACACCAAGAAAGUCAUCUAACAAUUGUCGCCUCAAGAUCAUCGGAUAAUUUGUCAACUUACAGUUCCAGGAAUGUAAUUACAGUCUUGUUGUUGCUUCAAUUAAUGGUUUCCCAUCAGAUAAUCAAAAGUCAUUUCUCAGUUAAUUUAAAUGUUGGAAACUCUUGAUUCUAUCAAGCAAAUUAUUGGAUUAACUUGAAGCCCAGUUGGAUUAUUAAAUUACAACCAUUAAUCUUCAUCUUGUUUCAUCAGUCAAUUAUCAAGAAUGAGAAGGAGAAAAAGUGAACAAAAUCGCAAACAUGAAAUUUUUUAGUCUCUUUUUUCCUGUUACCAAAGUAUUACCUGAUAUAAAUAUCAUAUGAUAAGUUGAAUAAAAUUUUACCAUUGAAAUUGAAUUAA